AUGUCGCUGACGACUGCCGUGUCGGACGAAGAGGAACCUGGGGAGAGCGCGAUGAAUUCGCCGUAUAAGGGCAAGCAGACCGGAGCUGCGGCUGCCUCCUUCAACUGCACCGGGGCCGUCAGGAAGGCCGGAUUUCUCAGCGUAAAGAAAUGGCUACUACGCAAGAAGCAUCAGAUCGAACUGGCUCGCAAGCGCGGCUGGAAGGGGUACUGGGUGUGCUUGAAGGGCACAACCCUGCUGUUUUAUCCGUGCGAUUCGCGCGAGGGGCGCUCAGUAGAAGCUGCCCCCAAGCAUCUCAUCAUAGUCGACGGUGCCAUAAUGCAACCCAUACCGGAACACCCCAAGCGAGACUACAUAUUUUGCCUGAGCACCGCAUUCGGCGACGCAUACCUGUUCCAAGCACCGUGCCAAGUCGAGCUCGAAAACUGGGUGAAUAGCAUACAUAGUGCAUGCGCUGCGGCGUUUGCCCGACAUCGCGGCAAAACCGGAACGCUCCAUUUGCUGCAGGAGGAAAUAUAUCGUCUCGAGAAAGCCAUAGAAUCGGAUCACAAAUUGAAGCACAUGGCGGACCUGCAGCAAUCUGUCGUAUCGGACCCCGAGACCAGGGCUCAGCUGGCGGUUCAGAUGCUGCAGUGGGAGGAAAACCUGGAACGCCUCCAUUGCGAACAGUUCCGCUUACGUUGCUACAUGGCGAGCCUACAAAGCGGCGAACUACCGAACCCUAAGUCACUGCUGACGCACGUGUCACGCGGCACAAAGAGCACUCUGAACAAAUUGGGCGUGUUCACGGUGUCGUCCUUCCACGCGUUCAUUUGCGCCCGCUCUCCCUCGUUGCUGAACAAUUUGCUGGCCGGCCGCGGCGCCACCAAGCGGCGUGCCCCCAACCUGUCACGCUCCAACUCGGGCUCGAGUCGACGCUCUAUGCAGAUGUCUCGCGAAGAGAGCGAAGCGGCGGUUCGGGUGUCACUCCCUGAAGGCACCACCGCCACCGUGGGCGUUCGUGAGGGCAUGUCUGUGGAGGAGUUCCUCGUGGCGGCCUGCGCAAGGCGCUCUCUCAACGCUUUGGAGCACUUCGUGCGAGUGAAGAAACGCCGCGACAUGGAGGACCAUAAUUACUUCGUGCCCCAUCGGAGCGAUCUGAUCGAAACUUACCUGCACACCCAUGAGGUAGUUGAAGUUUGUGCCAAAAUAUUAUAUCAAGUGGAGCUGCAAAGGAACACUCUCGAGCAAAUGUGGGGAUUCAGUGUCGAAGCCGAGCUCAUAGAAAACGCAGAAAGACAGGAUGAGCUCUGCUGCUACGUCAGUCGCGUUGAAGACAAAAGCGUCGCCAUGCAGAACGGGAUAAUCAAAGGCGACGAGAUAAUGGUGAUCAACGGAGCGAUCGUGUCUGACCUAGAUAUGAUGUACUUGGAGAGCGUCUUGCAGGAAGAGCUCUCGCUUGUCAUGAUGAUGAGAUCUUCGCGGAAAGAACCUCCGGAGCUGAACGGCGUGAUGCGGGCCGCCACUGAUGAUAUAAUCGAUUCUCUAGUGUGCCCACCGCCACCUAGUGAGCCGCCCGUCAUCUCUGAUGACAUGAUAUCAGGCCUCAUAGUGCCUGCGCCAGCCUGGAGUAAAGAAUUGUACAGCCCCGAUGCAGAUGCGCAUGGGGGCGAUGCCGCCAGUACCGGACCUCCUAAAGUCAGUUCCAGAACUAACUCAUUUGAAAUCGAGAAUCUCCUCAAGAGUGCAGAACAAGUGACGGGCUGGUGCCGUUCGCCUGCUGACACCCGACGCGGCAGUCCAACCGGCAGCCUCGCCAGUGCUGCCGCUGGCACCCCCUCCCGCCACCUCUCUGAUGCGGACAAGCUGAGGAAGGUGCUCUCGGAACUGGUGGACACUGAGCGCGCCUACGUGAAGCACCUUAACAAUUUAUUAGAGAAUUAUUUGGAACCACUGAAGAAGGAAACUUUUUUAUCGAACGCCGAGAUAAAUGCUCUGUUCGGAAACAUUCAAGAGAUUGUAACUUUCCAAAGGCAAUUCUUGCAAAAUCUCGAAGACGCCCUGGAGGCUGAGCCGAAUUUCCAUCAUUUCGAAUUUUCGAAUCAGUUCAAGAAUAUACUUUUUGCCGUCGGAAACGCAUUUCUUUAUUACGUCAAUCACUUUAAACUAUACAGUUCGUUCUGCGCUAGUCACAGCAAAGCGCAAAAAGUUUUGCAUCCAAAUGAAGGCAAUCAGGCCCUGCAGGAGUUCCUCGCUGCUCGAAACCCAAAACAGCAGCACUCCUCAACGUUGGAGUCGUACCUGAUCAAACCAAUUCAGAGGAUCCUUAAGUACCCGCUGCUGCUACAGCAAUUGAGAAAUUUGACUGAUGUUAAUUCCGAAGAGCACCUCCAUUUAGUUGAGGCAUUGAAAGGAAUGGAGAAAGUUGCCGAGCAUAUUAAUGAAAUGCAACGAAUUCAUGAAGAAUAUGGUGCUAUAUUUGAUCACUUAUUUAGACAACACCAAAAAUCUUGCAAACAGCCCAUUGAUCUUAGCCCUGGUGACCUGCUAUACUAUGGAGGCGUAGAGUGGUUAAAUAUUUCGGACUUUUUAGGGAAAAUUAAGAAAGGAUUGGAAUUGCACGCUAUGUGUUUCGUAUUUAAAUCUGCCGUGGUGUUCCUUUGCAAGGAAAGGCUGAGGCAGAAGAAGAAGUUGAUGGGAGUUUCAUCGAAAAACAACUCAAAUGAGGUGGAGAUAAUAAGAUAUCAAGUUCUCAUUCCGGUGACCGAAGUCCAAGUGCGUGCUUCUUCCGCCAAGGACAUGGACAGCCAUUUCCUUUGGGAAUUGAUACACCUGCGUAGCCAACUGCAGCGUCGUUCUGAAAAAGUCUAUGUGCUCUCUAACAGCACCGCGGACUUCCGCAACGCUUUCUUGAAGACAAUCAGGCAAAUCAUACGCGAGUCGGUGCGUAAUAUGUCGCUGCCGAGCUCGCGGCCUGCGCCGACACCGCCACGAGCACCGCACACUCUUGAACGCGACCGCGAACGUUCCAAGCAUCAGGUCCACGUUAUGCAAGGGUCGCAGACACUAGGAAAAACAAAAAAACCGAAGACGACUGGACAGCGUUUAUCUGCUGGCAACAUUGAGGUUGGUGACCUGUCACGAGAAAAUUCUCAAGACGCUGAUGAACCACCACAAGAUGUAUCUUCAGAUGAACCUACUUUCAGGACACGAAGCAAGACAAUCAAUGAUUCUUCCGAUAGCAGCAGCAAAAGGACACUCCCGCCUCCUCCACCACCGACCGACACGGAUAAAUCCGACCUCGGAUCUAAAUCUGAAGGUGAAGAGGAACCACCGCAGCCACCUGCCAAGAGAGGGUUAGGCAGAACUCCUAACCACCUCACACUAAGCACCACCUCAACUUUAAGCGCCGGUAGUACUGGAAGUCAGGCAAGAUUAAUACAGUCAUCUCAUCAACCAACACAGUAUCAACCGACUAUGGUAAAGGAAUUAGGAUCGCCCGUGUGGAAACCACGCGACAUGAUGACGGAGGGGGGCGCGGGCGCUGGCUCCCCUGCGGGACCGUCCGCGCCCACCACUCUGCCGCGAUCCCAGCGCCCCGCACCGCGCGCCCAACACCUCUCGGCCAGCCGCAAGUCGCUCGCCCCGGACCACCGCCAC
Messenger RNA from Iphiclides podalirius (scarce swallowtail), 3639 nucleotides. NCBI's taxonomy places the organism in Eukaryota, Metazoa, Arthropoda, Insecta, Lepidoptera, Papilionidae. The record is from the annotation of a GenBank genome assembly.